Recurvomyces mirabilis is the source of this 1206-nucleotide messenger RNA. RefSeq lists its product as uncharacterized. NCBI's taxonomy places the organism in Eukaryota, Fungi, Ascomycota, Dothideomycetes, Mycosphaerellales, Teratosphaeriaceae. Bases 1 to 1206 code for a protein of 401 amino acids. The transcript is spliced from 3 exons. The record is from RefSeq and is a predicted model, not a curated record.
AUGUCUCUGGGCUUGGCUGGAAAUCGACUAUGGAUUGCUGUGACUGGAGGCAUUCUUCUGAUCAUCCUUGCGUUCGCGAGCGUGUCGACAUAUGGCAAGGCGCCGUCACUACGCCUGAAAGCACCUGGCUCGCGUGCAGGAGAAAGCGGAGGAAGUCUGCAGGAUGUUCAUAAUGCGACGCUUGGUUUCCAGAAGAUUUUCGCCAUCAACCUGCCUUCGCGGACAGAUCACCGCGACUCCAUAUCCUUGGCUGCACACCUCACCGGCUUGCAAGUGGACUACUGGGAUGGCGUAACCUCACUUGAAAGCAAGACUCUUCCACCAGGUGGCGAGGAGUUCACGUCCAAAGGUGCUUUGUUUGCGUGGCGAGCACAUAUGAAUCUUCUACGGCACAUUGUCGAGAAUAACAUCACGACCGCACUCAUCGCGGAAGACGACAUUGACUGGGAUAUCCGGAUCAAGUCGCAGAUGGAAGACUACGCUCGAGCUUCGAGAGUAGUGCUCCAGACGACCUCUUCAGGACCAGCAGACGACUACUACGAUGCCGACUACACAUCAGCUGGAGGUGCUGUGAUUGACUACAAUGUAGUCGAGCACCCCACGACUGAGCCUACCAGCUCUCCGUACGGCGAGAUAGAAACUUGGGACAUCUUCUGGCUAGGUCACUGUGGCGUCAAGAUGCCGACGCCUUCGGACAACCUCCCGACGAACCGCGCAGUAAUCUACAACGACCCUACAGUCCCAGAAACCCAACACAUCGACGCCGAAUUCGGCGAUCGACAACUCGUAGACGGCUACCCCAACCACACCCGUAUCGUCUCCCACGCUCACGACAACGUCUGCUCACUAGCCUACGCCAUCUCCCUGCCCGGCGCAAGAAAGAUCCUCUACGAACUAGGCAUCAAACGUAUCGACCGUGCCUUCGACCUUGCCCUCACCAGUGUCUGUGGAGGCACAGACCGAAGACCUCGCGCGACGUGUUUAAGCGUCAUGCCGCAGAUCUUCGCCGGAUAUCACCCUAUUGCUCUGCGGGCGAGUCUGUCGGAUAUCGGGACGCCGGAGCAUGGGGAUGAGUAUACGACUGUGGCUUUUAGUAAGAAUAUUCGGUGGAGUACGAGGGGGAACUUUGAACAGCUUGUUUAUGGACGGAAACAGUAUACGGAUACCUUUCGCGACGGAGAACCGAAACCCGAUCUUGGGGAAUGA